Molecule: messenger RNA, 2105 nt
Organism: Thunnus maccoyii (southern bluefin tuna)
Lineage: Eukaryota; Metazoa; Chordata; Actinopteri; Scombriformes; Scombridae
Gene: sfxn5a
Product: sideroflexin 5a
Exons: 14
Coding region: 136-1104 (322 amino acids)
Biological process (GO): mitochondrial transmembrane transport; monoatomic ion transport; citrate transport
Cellular component (GO): mitochondrial inner membrane
Molecular function (GO): monoatomic ion transmembrane transporter activity; citrate transmembrane transporter activity
Source: RefSeq, a predicted model, not a curated record
CAUUACCCUUCAUGCACCGCGGCCACUGAACAGCUGAAUGUUGGCCGCGCAGCCCUGCAGCUGCAGACUCAUAAACUGUUGAUGGACAGUGUUUUAUAAUCGUUCAAAACUGGACUUGUUUGUUUUUGCAGCAGCAUGUCUGAAUAUCCGACCUUCCUGUUUGGCAAGUCUCGUUUCGAUCAGAACACAUUUUUUGGUCGGUUCAGACACUUCCUGGAUGUGAUUGACCCCAGCACCCUCUUCGUGACAGAGAAACGACUCCAGGAGUGUGUGGAGCUGCUUGACCGUUUCAAGCAAGGAACUCUGCCUCCAGGUGUGACAGAUGCUCAGCUAUGGCAGGCUCAGAAAAUAAAGCAGGCCAUCAUCCACCCCGACACAGGGGAGAAGAUCUUCAUGCCCUUUCGAAUGUCAGGUUUUAUUCCAUUUGGCACACCUGUGGUUGUUGGCCUCCUUCUGCCAAAUCAAACCUUGAUGUCAACCAUCUUCUGGCAGUGGUUAAACCAGAGUCACAACGCUUGUGUUAACUACAGCAACCGCAACGCCUCCAAGCCGGCUCCAGUUUCCAAAUUCGUCCAGGGAUACCUCGGAGCGGUGACCAGCGCAGUCUCGAUUGCUGUGGGGCUGAAUGUUUUAAUCCAGAGAGCCAGCCGCUUCAGCCCAACCACCAGGCUUUUGGUGCAGAGAUUCAUCCCCUUCCCAGCAGUGGCGAGCGCAAACGUCUGCAACGUGGUGCUCAUGAGACACUCCGAGCUGUCGGAGGGCAUCAGCGUGCUCGACGACAACGGGAACGUGGUGGGAACAUCGAAAGUGGCGGCCAGGCAUGCGCUUCUCGAGACGGCGCUGACCAGAGUGGUCCUGCCCAUGCCGAUCCUGGUGCUGCCUCCCAUGAUUAUGGCUGCACUGGAAAAACUUCCUCUCCUGCAGAGACAGCGCAGGCUUGUCCUGCCCGUCCACAGCCUGGUGUGCCUCGCUGCCUUCGGCCUGGCGCUGCCUCUCGCCAUCAGCCUCUUUCCACAGAUGUCAGAGAUCAGCGUGAGUCAGCUAGAGCCGGAGAUCGCCAUGGCAACACAUUGUAAGAUUGUGACAUACAAUAAAGGGCUUUAAAUGAUCUCUACUACCCGACACAUGAAGAUAUAACCUGCUGCUCAUCAUGGUUCAAGCCCUCUGAAGCUGCCAGAGGAAAUGGAUUAUGGUAAAUCUGGCUAACACAAUGAUGUCAUGUCGUAAUAUAAGAAAAUAUACAUCAUCUCAGAGGGUAUUAUCACUGUUAUACUGUCACAUGGACAGUUAAAGACAUAAUACAGGAAACAAGAACAAGACUGUGUUUUGGAGGUUUUCACUUGUCCGCUUGGUUGUGAAAAAUCAAGACCCAAGUCAGCACAAACCCAGUCUAACUGGGUCAGGGAGGGUCUGGUUUUACUGGCACGGGUCUCAAGUCUGUGUGUCAAUAUUUCCAUCACUUGAGUGGAUCUGAAUGGAUCUGAGCGUACUCAUUAUCAGCUCUUAUCACGUGGUACGUCAUAAUCACUGCGGGAGAAAAUAUUUUAGGAAAUCAGUAACCAAUGUAAAAAAAAAUGGUGCUUCUCAAUGACAGUUACUUUUUGGAGUUUGAUUCACUGAUAUUAAAUUGGUUAGAAAAUCUUCAGUCUGUCGCCCAGUUGGCCUCAGAAUUGUUUAUUGUUGGUGGACAAGGUGAAAAUAGAACUUUCAAUUAUUUCUCAAUUAAUCUUAUCAAACUAUUUUCUAUGACUUUACAUUCGACUGCAGUGUUCUCUCUCAAUUUGGUCUGUUUGUGUCGAACACAUGUCGAAUCGAGUCUAAUUAUCCUAGAGUCUAUUCAGAUUGCAUCUUACUUUCUCUCUAUUUUUUGUAAAUAAAUUCAUGCACUGUGAGUUCAAGCAGGUUUUCCAUUGGUCCAUUUCGGAUUGGGUCCAACAUUUGAGACCUGUGAAGAUCUGUACUGUGUUUUUAGGUCUAAAUGAUUGUAGUUGUGGUCUGGACUGCAUGCAUAAAUAAUGUGAAUGAAAUCAGAAUAAAUGACUGAAAUGUAUUUUUGUGAAUGUUGAGUUCAUAAACCGGAAAAUGUUGUUUUCCUGUUUAUAAUU